This is a messenger RNA of Clupea harengus (Atlantic herring), 1716 nucleotides long. RefSeq lists its product as uncharacterized. The record is from RefSeq and is a predicted model, not a curated record. Lineage: Eukaryota; Metazoa; Chordata; Actinopteri; Clupeiformes; Clupeidae.
GGCGACGGCGUGACGGAGCGCUUCAUCAGGGCGGUCGGCGUGUCGCAGAGCAGGAGGACCGAAGACACCGGCGCCGUCGUCCUGCGCCUGCUGGAGGAGCACGACUGCCUGGAGAAGGUUGUAGCACAGUGCUAUGAUGGAACGGCGGUUCUGCGGUCCGGUAUCAAUGCAGUUCAGGCCACAGUGAGAGCUCGAGCUCCGAUGGCCUUAUUCAUCCACAGCGACGCCAUCGCCUGGCAUCGGGUCGUCACGCAGGGCGCGUCCAAGAUCAGGGAAUGCAAGGUGUUCUUUUCCCAUCUCUCUGGUUUGGCAGCAUUUUUUCUCCGAUCGGCGAAAUGCGCUGCGUUGCUUGACGAGAUCUGCGAACGUCGGCUUCCGCGGGCGGCACCGAUCGGGUGGCACCACGAGUCGAGGUUAGUCCGAACGGUCCUGGAGAGAAAGGAAGCGCUCCUGCAGAACCACGAGGCGUACGGCGAGGACGCGGUGCGCAGCGCUGACGGCUACAUCGGCCUUCUGGGCAGCUUCGACUUCUGCUUCCUGCUCUCCGUCUUCUCCCGUGUUUUGGACCGGGCCGAGUGUUUCUUCAACGCGCUGCAACGACCGAGCCACUGAACAUGCAGGUCUGGCUCGACCGAGCGGACGAGUUCUGCGGCGGCGUCGAGAACGAGAGGCAGCGCUUUGACGGCACUUACACGUCCGCCGCGAGUCGGGCGGGUGCGCCGACACCGCGGAGACGUCACCCUGACGAGAACGUCCGCGCGCGAUACCGGCAACUCCACGACGACGUCCUUGACAACAUCAUCAAUCAGACGAGGAAUCGCUUCAAGGACCACGAGAAGCUCUCCUUCCUCUCCCUCCUCGACACGUCCUUGUCUGUGGCCUACCGAGAGCAAUUCCCCGACCACCUGCUGGACCGCUUGAAGGAGAGUCACGGGCCGAUGCUCUUCGACGUCCCGCGGCUGAAGGCUGAGCUCAUCGUCAUGUACGCCAUGGUGGAGUUCUACGAGAAGAGCCCGUCGGAGCUGCUGGCCUUCCUCCACCGGGGGGCGCUGCAGGACACGCUGUGCCAGGUCUACGCGCUGGUGUGUUUGGCGGUCACCCUCCCCCUGACCGCGACCUCGCCCGCCUCGUCGGCCUCCUCGGCGCGGGGCAAAAUCCGAGCGUGCUUAGGGACCGCGGAGGCCCUCGUCGCGCGACCGGCCCCCCCGCUGCUUCUCAUGGCCGUGGAGUCGGAGUUGCUUCAGGACCUGAAGUGCAGAAACGCCCUGCACGACCGCGUCAUCCACGCAUUCACACAGAAGGAGAGCAGGCAGGAUUUCGUCUUCAAGUGACCGACAGCCACUCUUAUUGGCUCUUACUGGGUGAUCCUACUUUGAGAGACCAACAACAGCUCCUCCUAUUGGCUCUCACUGGGUGAUCCAACAACAGCUCCUCCUAUUGGCUCUUACUGGGUGAUCCUUCUUCAAGUGACCAACAACAGCUCCUCCUAUUGCUCUGCCCAGGUUGUGUUCCCCCUGAUUGCAGAUGAGAUGCACCUGGCCAGGUGAUCAAGAAGCUGUUUCCUGCUGCAGAGGAGAGGCUUCUAACUUGAGGACUGCUGGUCUUGCUGCCUCUCAGCCUGGGAUUUUGUUGUGCAGCUAUGUUCUGAUAUGGUUGUCUUGUGGAUGUUGAAUUUGUUUUACCUUAAUAAAUCCCAUGGAUUUGGUGCUUUUAAAA